Molecule: messenger RNA, 1455 nt
Organism: Linum tenue
Lineage: Eukaryota; Viridiplantae; Streptophyta; Magnoliopsida; Malpighiales; Linaceae
Source: the annotation of a GenBank genome assembly
GGUUUAACUACAAACGUAAACCAUUCGAUUCCAUUCAUUCACAACUCACAAAUUCUGCUCCACGACAACAAAAGUUGGAGAAAUCCGUAACGAACCACCGCCACUAGCUUCCGCCUCCUUCCGACGGCCGGAAGAAAAGGCGAAAAAAUGGGGACUUACGCUUUUUGCCGUUCUUCUCUCACUCCAAUUCCUCCACUUGAAAACAACGUUUUCUCCCGCCCGCACGCCCGAAACCCCACCCGCUUCCCUUCGAUUCGGGCUCGGGGCUCCAACUCCGGAACAGGGGACGCCGUCGCCGCCGAUGCCGAUUCAUCUCCCCACGCCGUCCUCGGCGUCGAACCGGGAUGCUCCGCCGCGGAGCUCAAGUCCGCCUUCCGAGAAAAAGUGAAGCAGUUCCAUCCCGAUGUAAUCGGCGGCGGGGGGAAGGGCUCCGAUAUCAUGAUUCGCCGCGUAAUUGAAGCGUAUCAGAGCUUAUCCUCCUUAACCCGGUCAGAGAUCAUCGAGAGAGAAUGUUUGGAUCCAUUCGACGACCCAGAGUGUGAAGCGUUUGAUAUAUUUGUGAAUGAAUCUGCCUGUUUUGGUAAAGGGUGUCCAUAUUCAUGUGUAGAAAGAGCGCCACACGCCUUCACGUUUUCUUCAGUGGGCACCGCUAGAGCAACAUCUCAAGGUCAUGGUGAAGAUUACCAAGUUCAGAUGGCGGCGGGCCAGUGUCCUAGAAGCUGCAUUCAUUACGUGACGCCAUCGCAGAGAAUCAUCCUAGAAGAGUUACUGGACAGCAUUCUCGACGUACCAUACGACUGCUCAGCAGAAUCUGAACUGCUGUAUUCACUCAUCGUGAAAGCGAGAUUUGAGAACAAUCGGUUCCAGAAGCCAAAGAACAAGCAGCCAAAGACAUCAACAAAGCAUGUAGAUUGGUAUUAAAGUUUCAAGCUUGUACAAGCAGCAUCAUGGCAAAACUCAAUGACUAUAAGGUAAGAUAACAGCAUCCUUACUGAUCACAAACGGCCGUGUUUCUGUGUGGGUGUACACAUAUAAGCUAGCUACUUUGAUAUGACUCUCAUGAAUCUGUUUAUGGAAGGGAAAAUACUAGCAGCUGUGCUGAAGAAAGAUUGACAACUCUCAUGAAUCUGUUUAUGGAAGGGAAAAUACUAGCAGCUGUGCUGAAGAAAGAUUGACCCUCAGAGUUUUCUCCUCCAUUCCCAAAUAUUAUGUGCAGAACAGAGUGAAAGCAACAAUGUUACCAUUUGUUCUGUCCCUGUUCCCUGAUAUACUGAAUUUAUCAUUAUGCUGGUGGAACUAACCUCGAUUUCGUCAGCAUCAGGGCGCUUUAUGAACUCUUUAGCAAGUAGAUAUCGGUUAGGCCUCUCUUUGUCAUCAAAAAACACAUUCCACAAUCUGGUAAACAAAUCAGAGUACAGAAAAGUUUAGAAACUUCAGGAUGCUGCUAUAAAAGGC